AUGGGAAGUGUUUUAUUGCAAGCAUUGCCAGAGACUUCUCCGAAAAUGUUCUUGACAUUAAAGAGAUAUCAAGGACUAGCAGCUGAUGGGGGUGGAGAGAGUGAAGGAAUUGCUGGGAUCGCUGGGAUCGUUGGGAUUGCUGGGAUCUGUGGGAUAGAAGGGAUAGUUGGCACUGUUGGUGGUAAUGCUACUUUGGGAACAGAAGGGAUUGUUGGAAUGGUAGGGAUGGUUGGAAUUUUAGGGAUUGUUGGAAUAGUUGGGAUGGUUGGUAUAGAAGGCAAUGGGGGCAUCGUUGCCAGAUUGGGCACCACAGGCAAAGGUGGCAAUUGGCCUCCUGUUGGUAGUGUAGGCAACGUAGGUUUGGGCAACCAUGGAAUGCUUGGUAUUGCCGGCAAUGGAGGUGGAGCAACUGGUGCAGUGUCGAGCAGGUGGCGAGCGGCCAGACAUAUGUUGUUGCUGCUUGGAGAUAAGAGUGUUGUGAGGAGGAACACGUAGAAGAAUGUGUUGGAAGCCAUGACAAUGUGGUAGCUAGAAGGCUUAUUGUGAGAGAAAUAAACUGGGUAUAUUGGUUGAGUGAUGAAGAGAAGCAA
Molecule: messenger RNA, 590 nt
Organism: Nelumbo nucifera (sacred lotus)
Lineage: Eukaryota; Viridiplantae; Streptophyta; Magnoliopsida; Proteales; Nelumbonaceae
Source: RefSeq, a predicted model, not a curated record